Molecule: messenger RNA, 1221 nt
Organism: Suillus subaureus
Lineage: Eukaryota; Fungi; Basidiomycota; Agaricomycetes; Boletales; Suillaceae
Product: aspartic peptidase domain-containing protein
Exons: 7
Coding region: 1-1221 (406 amino acids)
Biological process (GO): proteolysis
Molecular function (GO): aspartic-type endopeptidase activity
Source: RefSeq, a predicted model, not a curated record
AUGUUCCCAGCUGCAUCCCUGUUGACGACUCUCCUCCUGGCCUUGUCCAUCGCGGCAUCGCCCGUUGAAAUUCGCAACUCCCCCAUCACCCUCCCCAUCGCCAGGAGGCUAAACACCUCCGGUGGUACCAUCAACAUCCUGCAGCAUGAUCAAUCUCGCGCAGCUGCCCUCAAAAAUGUCGGCGAAAACACUCUCAACCGUCGUACUGGUAGCAUUGCUGUGACAAACGAUGCUGUAGGCUACAUCGCAGCUGUUGGCGUUGGCAGCCCCGCCACAACUUACAACUUGAUUGUCGACACCGGUAGCUCGAAUACAUGGGUUGGCGCCGGCACUGCAUACGUAAAGACCAGCACCAGUGUCGACACUGGCGAGCCUGUAGCAGUCACCUACGGUUCCGGCUCCUUCUCUGGUAAGACAUACAACGAUAUCAUCAGAACUGAUGGGCUCACCAUCACCAAGCAGUCGAUUGGUGUUGCUGCUACUUCGACGGGCUUCUCCGGUGUUGACGGUAUCAUUGGCAUCGGGCCCCUAGACUUGACAGAGGGGACCCUGACAAAUGAACCGGACACGACGAUCCCGACUGUCACCGACAACCUGUAUAGCCAAGGCACCAUUGCUGAGAUAGUUGUUGGUAUCUCUUUCGAGCCCACCACUACGGAGACAGACACCAAUGGAGAGCUUACCUUCGGUGGAACUGACGCUACCAAGUACACCGGCGCCAUUGCAUACACUCCUCUCACCACUACCUACCCUGCAUCCUACUACUGGGGUAUCAACGAGAGCAUUACUUACGGCACCACGACCAUCCUGGCUGAGACAGCUGGUAUUGUUGACACUGGCACUACCCUCAUCCUCAUUGCCACCAACGCCUACAGCAAGUACCAGUCUGCAACUGGUGCUACUGAGGACAACACGACUGGUCUUCUCCGCAUUACCACCACCCAGUACGAUGACCUCGAGGACCUGAACUUCAAUGUUGGCAGCAACACCUACGCUCUCACCCCUAACGCCCAGAUUUGGCCUCGUGCCCUUAACACCUACCUUGGUGGUAGCGCCAACUACAUCUAUCUCGUUGUCAACUCCAUUGGCACACCCAGUGGUGAAGGUCUUGACUUCAUCAACGGCUACACUUUCCUUGAGCGUUUCUACUCCGUAUUCGAUACCACCAACUCCCGAGUCGGUUUUGCCACAACCUCAUACACGGAUGCUACCACCAACUGA